CGGUUCGCCAUUGCAUUGCAUUUGUACAGCAACUGAAUGCAGCGCAUCCCAUCAAAUCACAUGCAGUUAAUUGUACGCGUGGGACUUAUCAUUAAUGUUGUGUACAACAACUGGACGGACGAACAACACUUCAAAUAUGGAUCAUAACGGCCUUCCUGGUCAGAUGAUCUUGAGAGUUUAUCUUAGCAACAGUCCAGACACAUUGUCAGAUGUGCCCAUUACCCCGGAGACAAGAUGCCGUGAUGUGGUAGAGUUAUGCAGAGAGACGGGAGAGGUCCAGUGUCAUCUGGCCGAGCUCUGGAGAGGAUGUGAGCGUCCUAUUGACGACGAAGAGAAGAUCUAUGACAUCCUCCAGCAGUGGGGCAUUCAUCGCAAUGAGGUCAAGUUUUUCCUGAGGCAUGAAGGAGCAAACUCGGAUGAACAAGGGAGGAGACCAAAGAAGAAGACAACCCUAAGAGAUGGUAGCUCAUCUGAAGAUUUAAAGGGAAGUACAGAGCUGAACCUGAAUGAGCUGAGAGACAUGGCCUCACGUCAGCAGCAACAGAUAGAGAUGCAGCAACAGAUGCUGGUUGCCAAGCAACAGAGGCUCAAGUUCCUCAAGCAACAAGAGGUGAAGCAUCAGCAAGUUGCGAUUGAGAACGAGAGGUUGUCAAGGCUGAGAGGUAAAGUGGAGCAACAAGAGAUGAAGCUUCAGAAGCUGAGGGUCAUGCAAGGUCAAGCAGACACGGUCAAGGUCACUAACACCAACCUCUCAGGUGAGCUUGAGAACCUGCGCUCGCUCUUCAAGGAGAAAGAGCACGAGCUGGCCAACGCCGUAGCCAAGGUGGAUCAACUCACCCACCAGCUGGAGAACAUCAGGAGAGGCAACGCGGGAAGCUCCCUCCAGUCCUCGGCUGCUUCACAGGAACUGGAGAGACUGCGUAGAGAGCUCUUGAAUCGCAAUCAGAUGAAUGAGCAGCAGAGUAGAAAGGUAGAUAACCAAAGGACGGUCUUGGGCCAGAGAAAGGGUGAUGUGAUUCUUGUUGAUAGGCGAAUUGAAGAACUGACCGAACUGCUUCGACAGAAGAGAGCAAUGCAGAACCAGCAACGCCAGUCCCCAGUCCCAGGUGGACAGAGAUCAGCUCCGUCUAAUAAUACCAACAACAAUGCGACAACCAGGAGCUUACCCAAUGGCAACAUAGGUCAGCCACGGUCAGAUGGACCUCAGGACUAUAAUAGGAGUAGCCCUCAGUUAGAAAACAGUGGUCAGUACCCUGGUCAGAGGCCACCACUGGCGCCUCGUCCUAAUCGCCUCUUCAAUGGGACUAAUGGCAAUGAUGGCAAUCGGCAGAGGCCUUUGGUGUCGGGCAACAAGCCAGUGCCAGCCCCAAAGCCGCCCAUUGUUAAUCACCCAAGUGGGUUCAAACCUCGCACUGGAUCUUCAGUGCCGAUCACAGGCCCCCAAGGAACUCCUCUGGUACCCUCACAGACGCAGCUGGAUGUGGGUCAGAGGAGCGUUGAUGCAAGUGGUAGUGAGACAUCCUCUUUGACAGAGAACUCUAGUCUGGACAGUGUACCCAGCUCUACUGGUUAUUCUCAUCUGAGACAAAGUGGUAACGUUGCAUCUAAUAACAGGCCAGGAGCAGGAUCUCCUAAUCAAGGAGUUGCCAACCGUUGGCCAGGACAGAACAGGCCCAACUCUCCAAGUCAAGAUAAUAAAGAUCUUCGGGUGCAAGUCCAGAGAAAUCUUCCACUCUCCCAGAAUGACCCUCGAGGAAAUUACCUGUUCAAUCGUCCUGCCGGUGACCGAUCCCCCAUGUAUAGCCCAAGUGGUCAACCCUCUGUUUCGUCAUGGGAUAGUCCAGACCUUGAUCCUAAUCCACUGCCACCUCCAGCUCAGCAAGGCGUUAUGAGGCAUCCUUCAUCUCCUUCAGGGAAGAAGGGCCCACCUCCACCUCCAAGAAAUGAAAACACCAGGCUUACCCCGACCUCCAGUGCUCCAAAUGCUCCUUCUUUCCAAGGCCCCAAUAAGUCACUCUAUGGUCAGACCAAUGCUACUCAUGGUCCAGAUGCUACUGUUCCUGCCAGUGGUGAAGGCACCGAUUCCACCAGGCCUCAUCACCAACGAUCCCCAGCCACCGUUGGCAUGUAUGCCCCUCCACCCAAUGCCCAUGAUCGAAACUACAACAGGCCUAGCUAUGAGCAAGGUAACCACAACCCACCUUACUACCCAGGUCGAUCAGGGAACUUCCCCAACAGUGGCAUGCAGGGGGUGCCAGAGGAGUCGGAAGAUGUAACAGUUUCCCCCAACAGACCAGCAAGCCCUGUCAAAUUCCCAACGCUCACCUUGCAGCGGUACAUGGACCCGAAGAGGAUCCACAACAUGCCACGCCCUCUCAAGAAACGGCUCUCCUACACAGAGAGCAAGGAUGAGAACUUCUCUUUCCUCAACGCGGAGCUUCGCAACAAGCUUCCGUUCUACCAGCAGGGAGACCAGCACCCUCAAGCUAAGCCUGAGAACUUCCAUGAUCCCAAUCAACCACAGUUCUUCAAGCAGCAACCUCCUGCUCCGGGAGGACCAGGAACCAUCACCUUGGCACCCAUUGCUUCAGCGGAAUCCGACAAAACCUCGGACAUAACCCCUCCAGAGAUCGCCAAGACAGAACCCAAGCCUGCUGAUAAUACUGACAAGAAGACUGAUAAUCAGAAGAGCAAGUAUAGCAACGAUGCCAUCAUGAGCCACCAGCAGUAUAGCAAGGCAUUGUCCCAGGUUGGCCGUUCACCAAUCAUAGAACAGACCAAGAAACAGGUCAAGGGCAUCAAAGGCAUACUCAAGAAUCCAAAGAGCAUAAUCAAGGGUAUCAGGGUUCGUUUUGAUCCCUUAGCACUCCUCCUGGAUGCAUCGCUAGAGGGAGAGUUCAGCCUCGUCCGACAAAUCAUUCCAGAGGUGGCCAACCCCAGCGGUGCCAACGAUGAAGGUAUCACCGCACUCCACAACGCAAUCUGUGCCAACCAUUAUGAGAUUGUCAACUUCCUCAUCCAAUACGGUGUGGAUGUCAACUCUCCUGACAGUGAUGGAUGGACUCCACUGCAUUGUGCAGCCUCCUGUAACAACAUCAUUAUGGUGCGUAACCUGGUAGAGCACGGAGCCUGCCUCUAUGCAACCACAAUCAGUGACAGGGAGACACCAGCUCAGAAGUGUGAGGAGGAGGAAGAAGGAUUCCAAGGGUGCUCAGAUUAUCUCUUUGGAAUGCAAAAGAAGAUGGGUGCUGACCCCAAUGUCCCGGUCUGCGCCGUCUACUCCUACUCUGCUGAGAAGGAGGAUGAGAUGAGCUUCCGUGAUGGGGAUGAGGUAUCCAUCAAGAGGAAGGGAGAUGACAAGGAGGAGGAGUGGUGGUGGGCCAGGGUCAACGACAAUGAAGGAUACAUUCCAAGAAACCUGCUAGCGUCUUACCCACGAGUGAAGCCUCUCUAUAGAUGAUAGCCUUUCAUACAUAGGCUCUCUGCAGUCAUGGACCAAGGUAGACCAGGAUCUGAAACACCCAUGCGGGGGUAGACCAGGAUCUGCUUGGACAUGCCUCAAUUCAUCUAGUACAUUCUCGCAUUGCUGAUGUCAGAUGACCAAAGAAAGCAUGGCCCAAAGACAAGACUACCAGUCUCCUCCCAGUCAGCCUGCCUCUAGCUGUACAGCACAUGAGGCGAUCCAAGCUAUAGGCCCGGUCAACCCCCGAGCUUUAAUGUGGUGGACACUGUAAACUGUAUCAUACAUUGACAAGAUCAGUGACUUUAUAUAAUGGAUGUAUUUAUUAUUUGUGUUGUAUUGAUUUUUUAAGUUUUGUACAUAUAUAUUUUUCCCCUAUUCAUUCCCAUUAGAUAUAAGAAUUAGUUAUUUGUUAUCCUUUCUCCAUUUCUCUUAUUUCUUUAUUGAAUUUUUGCACUGAGCAUCAUGGAUAAGACAAGAUAAUGGUACAUGUUUCAGAGUUUAAAUUUCAGUUUAAAUAACUUUAUUUUAAUAAUAUCAUUAUAGUUCAUGAGAAUAAAGUUGGUAUUAUCUGACUUCUUAGGAGCGUGAGAACAUAUUCCCAGGGCUGCUGGGUUGUUUAAAUCUUGCGCAAUACAUAUAUAAGUACUGGUUUUUAAAAAAUAGAGUCCAACCUUGAUUAAUGUAUUUCUCUUUAGAAAAAUAACGUAGAAAGAAUUUGCUUGGUGUUAAUAAUUUGCUACCACCAGAUAAAUUAUGGAGUAGAUGAGUAGAUACACAAGGUUUUCAAUUGUUCUAUGCAACUCAUCAUGAAUUUGAUGUACUAAGAGGAUAUAUAGGUCCCAGGCAUUAUAAAGUAUUAAGUUCAUAUGAAGUUCUGUUACAGCAUGUAAUACGCCAUAUUCUGUAGUUUCCUUUCUUUACGUACCGUAAGUGAAAGUUUAUACAUAUUUUAGAACAGGAAAGUACAAUUUCAUUUAUUUUUAUAAGUAUUAUUUAUGAUAUUUUAAUGUAAUAUUUUAUUUGUGGGUUCAGGACUGAACAAGACGUUUAUAUGGCUUCAUCAAAUGCAGUAGGUUUUAUUUAUGAUCAAUAACAUAGAUAUUGCUGAAGAUACAAAAAUAAAAGAAAAUGUAACACUGCAGGUCCAUGGUAAUAAUGCCUUGAAAGUGUAUGUUCUAAUGUGAAGAAUAUCUAUAUCUGGUUGGUUUGGUAUGUGAUUGCACCAUGUUAGUGUGCUUUUGGAUUGGUAAGGAGGUGUUUUGUGAGAAUGUUUUGCUUUUUAAUUUGUAAAGUAGAGAUACCAUCCUUAAAAUAAAAAAUUAAAAAAUUAUUUUACCAAGACAUUAAGAGAUGCGAUGAAAUUGGCAACAAUAGUCAAAUUUGACUAAUAGCCAUUAUAAUACCAAACGAAGAAGAAGAAGAAGACAAGCUAGGCACAGACAAUUUGAUCCUGUUCAGUCAGCAAGGGGCCAUAAAACCACUUGCCCUGGUGUAUAGAGGCAACCAAAAUGACCAUAUGGGAAACUAAAUUUUGAUAUCAUUCAGCCCAUGUGGGCCAUUUUAUGCCAUGAAAUUAACCCAUUGGCUACAUACUUCUCUCAUUCCCAUAGGCCUAAUACAGUAACCAUCCAAUUAGUCAAAAAUCAGAAAUAUUCACUAAACUUAGCAAAAAUCAAUGACCAACACAAUAUUGAUAAAUCUGCACUGAUCAACUAACAAGCACAGAGUGAGCAAGUUGAUACAAUGUUAAAAUACCUCCUGAUAAAGUUGGGGCCAGUGAAUUUGGAACCCUUUCUAGAAGUUGUAUGAUGUACUUUCCUAAUUAGGCAAGUGUUGACAUUUCUAUUAACCUGAAUGUAUUUCUCAGGAAAGGCUGAUAAGAAUGAAAUCAUUGUCUUCUUGAUCAUCAUCAUUAUCAUCAUCAUCAUCAUCAUCAUCAAAAUUCUCUGACUUCCUAGGAAAAGUUUCUAUGGUAUUUUUUAUAUAGAUUUUUCAGCAUUUGAAAUAGCCUAUGAACCAUGCACACCAUUUAUAUUUUUCUCCUUCUCGCUAAAUAACGGACAUUCAGAUUUUGUAUUCACCUUGGUGCUAUGUUAUACGUAGAGCCCCAAUGGCAUUAUGUACACAUUAACCACUUGUUACAAUGCUUUUAUAUUUAUCAUUUGAUUUCAUUAAGAGGACUUAAUAAAAUGAUUUUAUGAUGAAAAUACUGUAAUUUUGUAUUUAAACACAGAAAUGAAAUUCCAAAUUUGUCAUGGAAUCAAGAAAGACUUAAAUUAACUUUUAUUAUUGAUUAGGAGAGUAUUCAUCAAGAUGUCUUGUUUUCAAGCCAACACCUGAUUUUAUGUAUUCAAUUCUCUUUUAUAUUACUUUCGUUUUGAAAGAAAGUAAUUGUAUAUUUAUAUAGGAACUUGCACAAUCUGUACAUUUAUUUGCACCAUGACCUUGUAUUCUUAUAGUUGUUACGAUGGAUGUCGGGAUGGAUUCUCAUUGAUUGUAUUCAUAUCUUUAAUCAAGCUGGAAUUUAGGAGGUAGUCCUGUUAUAAGUAUUCACAACAAGCUGCACAACAUGUACAUAAAAUGGUUUGUUUUCGUACAAGUUAUCGGUGUGAUGUACAAAUAUAUGUAUGAUUGAUAAGAAUAAUAAUAUUGUAAUGAAACAGUUCGUUACAUGAA
Molecule: messenger RNA, 6139 nt
Organism: Strongylocentrotus purpuratus (purple sea urchin)
Lineage: Eukaryota; Metazoa; Echinodermata; Echinoidea; Camarodonta; Strongylocentrotidae
Product: apoptosis-stimulating of p53 protein 1
Exons: 12
Coding region: 95-3460 (1121 amino acids)
Biological process (GO): regulation of apoptotic process; signal transduction
Cellular component (GO): nucleus
Molecular function (GO): p53 binding
Source: RefSeq, a predicted model, not a curated record